UGCCUUUCAGUUGUGGUCAAAUGACCGUGUAGAGUAAGUCUGUUGUCUGCUUUGUUUGCCUCACCUGCUGUGUGGAAGCCCCUCCCUGUUUAAACCAGAAACCCCUUCUAGCUAUAAAGACACUGGUGUCAUGUCUCGAUCACUUUACAGGCCAACGCUUUGAAAAUUGCUAAAUUCUUGAGAGGUGAGGAUGACUUCUGCAGCAGGUCGCCUGGCCCAUCAGCAGGAGAGGAACCGCGGGAUUGGUACCAAGCAGCAUGCUGUGAAGUUCCAGCAACAAGACUACGACACUCUCCGCUGUCAGUGUGUGGAAAGGGGAUGCCUAUUUGAGGAUGACUGUUUUCCAGCUGGGUGCAAGUCACUGGGCUACAAUGAAUUGGGUCCAUACUCAACCAAGACUAGAGGAGUAGUUUGGAAAAGGCCAACGGAGUUAUGCUCCAACCCUAUGUUCAUCAAUGAUGGCGCAACAAGGACAGACAUUUGCCAAGGAUCUUUAGGAGACUGUUGGCUUCUGGCUGCUAUUGCCUCGCUGACCUUAGAUCAGAGGAUUCUGGCACGUGUGGUUCCACCUGGACAGAGUUUCUCUGAGGGAUACGCAGGGAUAUUUCACUUCCAGUUCUGGCAAUUUGGCGAGUGGGUGGAUGUGGUGGUGGAUGACCGUUUGCCCACACGAGAUGGAAAUCUGCUCUUUGUUCACUCAGCUGAGGGUUCCGAGUUUUGGAGUGCACUGCUGGAAAAGGCCUAUGCCAAGGUAUGUGGCUGUUACGAGUCCCUGUCAGGUGGAAACACAAUCGAGGGUUUUGAGGAUUUCACUGGGGGCAUUGCCGAAAUCUACACUUUGGAAAAGCCUCCAUCACAGCUCUUCCAAAUUAUACAACGGGCACUGAAAUUGGGCUCUCUGCUUGGCUGCUCUAUCGAUAUCACCAGUCCCUAUGAGACCGAGGCUGUUACGAAUCUCAAACUUGUUAAAGGACAUGCAUAUUCAGUGACUGGUGCAGAACAGGUGUACUUUCGAGGUACAUUGGUUUCGCUUGUCCGCCUCAGGAAUCCAUGGGGAAAGGUGGAGUGGACUGGGCCUUGGAGUGAUGGAUCCAUGGAAUGGAAAUACAUAAACGAAGAAGAUAAAUCCAAACUGAACCAUGUGGCUGAGGAUGGAGAAUUCUGGAUGUCCUACUUGGACUUUGUCAGAGAGUUCACAAAGUUGGAGAUAUGCAACUUGACUCCUGAUAUGCUGGAGAGUGAUGACAUAGGCCACUGGAACUACUACCAGUUUGAAGGCAUGUGGCGGGUCGGAUCAACUGCAGGCGGCUGCCGCAAUCACCCUGCUACAUUCUCAUCCAACCCUCAGUUUGUCGUGCGGCUAGACGAUGUGGAUGAUGAUCCUCUUGACGGAGAGGAUGGAUGCACCUUUCUAGUGGGACUCAUGCAAAAGGAUGGCCGCAGACAACGCCGUCUCGAUCGUGACCUUCAAACGAUUGGCUUUGCUAUCUAUGAAGUCCCAGAUGAGUACAAAGGUCGUCGCAAUGUUCACCUGGGCCCGGAUGUCCUGCUGCGUCAGAAAGCCGUAGCAAUGAGCAACACCUUCAUCAACACCCGAGAAGUUUGUAAUCGCUUUCGGCUUCCUCCUGGAGAAUAUGCCAUCAUUCCCUCAACCUUUUAUCCUCACAAGAAUGCUAGCUUUGUUCUCAGAGUCUUCUCAGAGAAACAAGCUUCAACCAGUCCACUGGAGGAGGACAUUGAUGCUGAAACAGAAGACCAGGAGGAUUUACCAGAAAGUGAUGUGGAUCCACAUUUCAAAUAUCUCUUCAAGCAGAUUGCUGGCAGAGAUACAGAAGUGUCAGUCUUUGAAUUGGUUAAAAUUCUGAACAAUGUGGUUUCACGCAGGACUGACAUCAAGACAGAUGGUUUCAGCCUUGAGACAGGCCGUCUUAUAAUCAGUCUAAUGGACAGGGAUGAAAGCUCAAUGCUGGGACUCAUGGAAUUCCACAAACUUUGGACCAAAAUCCAGAAAUACUUGGAGAUUUUUAGAAAACAUGACCAAGACAACUCUGGCACCAUGAGCUCCCACGAGAUGAGAGGUGCUGCCACGGAAGCAGGUUUUCACAUCAACAGUACUGUGUUGCAAGCCAUUGUCGAUCGCUAUGCUGACGCUCACUAUGCAAUCGACUUUGACAGUUUUGUGGGCUGCCUAAUUAAAGUGGAAAUGCUCUUCAAAAUGUUUAAAGCUCUGGACAAAGCAAAAUCAGGGAAGAUUGAUUUGGAUCUGCAGCAGUGGCUGUGCCUGGCAAUCUAUUAACUGGAGAGAACACUGAAGCAACAAAAUGGUCUUAUUGUUCUUAAACAUUUUAAGGAAAUCAAAUGUGACCUGGUAUUGGAAAAUUAGAUGGAUGUCGCACACAGAGAUACGGAGAUAUAACCACCACGCAGUUCCUUCUACUGGCAAAUUUAGAACCUACAAACCAUAAGUCUGCUAUUAAUUGAGCCAAUUAAUAAGACCUGACACUAACAAUAAAAAAAUCGAGCUAUGCCCGCCAAUGUGUGUACAUGCUUAGUAGGGGUGUAACGGUACACAAAAAUCUCAGUUCGGUACGUACCUCGGUUUUGAGGUCACGGUUCGGUUCAUUUUCGGUACAGUAAGAAAACAAAAUGCAAAAUAUAAAUGUGGUAGUUGUUUAUUACACUUUUGUGCUUUCAACAAUAGGAACAUUAGCCUAUACAAAGCUAGAAUUCCACUCAAAAAUCGAAAAUGCAAUAUUCUGAAGUGUAGAUAUUUUGAAAAACAAAAAUAAAUAACAUUGGCUCAGACGUUUUCUUUAAACAAAUAUCUGAUGUGCAAAAUUGGACAGUUGCAACACUGAACACUUUCAAGUUUCUCAUAUUAACUUUAUGACCACAGCCUCGAAAAGUAAGGGUUACAUUUAGGGCUGUCAAACGAUUAAAACUUUUAAUCGUGUUAAUCACAGCUUAAAAAUUAAUCGCAAUUCAAACCAACUCUAAAAUAUGCCAUAUUCUUCUGCAAAUUAUUUUUGGAAUGGAAAGAUAAGACACAAGACGGAUGUAUACAUUCAACAUACUGUACAUAAGUACGAAAUUUGUUAAUUAUAACAAUAAAUUCACAAGAUGGCAUGAACAUUAACAUUCUUUCUGUUGAAGACAUUUUCUUUUUCUCUGCAAAAACAAACACACAACAGAGCCUUAGAACAGUAAAAAAAAAAGUAUUAUUUAUAAUGUGUGCAAAGUUUGUGUAGUGUACACAUAAAUGUGGCCCUCGUCGCUACUCAUCCUCUAGCCAGUCUCUGAGGCAAACCAACUUAUUUACAUUUUCUGAGAGUUGUUCCAUCUAUAUUCUUUUUUAAUUUGAAUUCCCCACCCAGAGGGCCAACCUGCUUUUCUUCCAUGUUUACAUUUAACCGUUACCCACGCUGCUCACUGCACUUCUGAGUGGUGCGACGGCCCUGGCCGUUUAAUUGUUAUCUAUUUUGAGACUGUCAGUCAGCUGAUCGUCACGUCCGCCAGUUGGCUGCCUCCCCUCCCAACGUGAUGUACUCUGAUUGACGCCGGACGGGAAGACGACGACGUCGCCGCCGCUGAUGGGCCACCCGAGGAAGGGUGCCAACUUCAAAAACUAGCCGCUGUGAACACUCUGAGAGUUCACAUUUGAUAGCAUACGUGCCGCGUACCUCCUCUCCUCGCCAGCUGUUUGCUCGCCAUUCAUUCACCUGUGCAUUUGAUCGCUACAUUGUUACACUUCUGCUUUUUCGGUGAGGUGUUUUGUGUUCAUUCGUUAUUGGAUCGUUUUUGUUCACCACUGUAAAUAAGAGCACCGCAGCAGUAGGCGUAAACUGCAGCCUUUUUUUAAUGUCCUUUUUACGUUCAGGGUUUACUUAGCGGGUGGGGUUUAAGUGCAGUUCAAUUUUGUUUGUUGUUUUGGCCUGGGCUUACGCUGAAGCCAGCUUCUUCCGCAUUUUGUAUAUUUUGUUCAUUGCGAGUUCGACUUGUGUGAAUAAAUUUGUGUCCACUUGCAACUUGUGUGUGUGGCUCGUUUUAUGUUACGCCCUUAGCGAGCCAUCCGUGGGACGUAACAGUUGGAUUAUGGGAUGCAUGAGCGGGUCAUUUGGCGCUUGCGUUAUAUGCGUCAAAUAUUUUAAAGUGAUUAAUUCAAAAAAUUAAUUACCGCCCGUUAAUGCACUAAAUUUGACAGCAUUAGAUUACGUCAGAAAUUUGUUCGGUACGCCUCCGUUCCGAACCGAGCACCCCAUACCAAAACUGUUCAAUACAAAUACAUGUACCGUUACACUCCUAAUGCUUAGAAUAUACAUUAAAAUUUUAAAUUCUGAACAGUCCAUAAAUAACGGAGAAGCAAUUUUAAUUCUGCAUUUAUUCUAUGUAUCUAAUCAGCCGUGUGACAAAAUUAAAUGUGAAAUCAGGCUCUGUGGAUUGAUGUUGAUACGUCCCCAGAAUAGUUUUAAUAAAUUUCAUUCUGAUCUCUCCACAAAUGCCGGAGGAUUAGCAAUUUUUACUUCAAAGUUAGAUUCCACAAGAAGAAGAACACAUACUUGAGUGGUGCCUUGACAAGCUUCAGCCUGUAAAA
Messenger RNA from Corythoichthys intestinalis (scribbled pipefish), 4591 nucleotides. Its product is annotated as calpain-2 catalytic subunit-like. Lineage: Eukaryota; Metazoa; Chordata; Actinopteri; Syngnathiformes; Syngnathidae. The transcript is spliced from 21 exons. Gene Ontology annotation, molecular function: calcium-dependent cysteine-type endopeptidase activity; calcium ion binding. The coding region runs from base 191 to 2296 and encodes 701 amino acids. The record is from RefSeq and is a predicted model, not a curated record. Gene Ontology annotation, biological process: proteolysis. Gene Ontology annotation, cellular component: cytoplasm.